CUACAACAUUGAGCUCUCUAGGCACAGACAUGCUGUGCUAGUCGAUCCGUGCGGCGCAUGCAGUUUGUUAUUCUAUAAUCCUUUACUACUUGCUGCAUUUAUCAUACAUAUCUGAAAAUGAUGUCGAAGUUGAUCAUUAGAACAGUUGUAAUGGGCUUAUUGGUGCUCUCUGUUGCCGCUUAUGGAAAUCAAUAUUAUGCUACAACUCCUCCGCCUUAUAAGGCCUACCAAACUUGUCCUGCGAUGGGCGGUUACGCGUCGAAAUGUCGCCCAGCCGAAGAUUGCUCUGUGUGGUACGAUCUCGUUGUGGCCACUCCUAAGGCAGACUGCAAAUUAACCGAUGGCAAUGCAGGCAUCUGCUGCCCGGAUCUUCCCUACAAUGGCAAUGGAGUGCCCAUUCAACAAAAAAAAAAUCAACAUUUCAAUUCGAACUUUAAGCUUGACAUUGCAACUGUCGAGAAAGCUAUCACAGUAGGCAAAGAAAAGGUGACGUGUUUGGUUGAUACCCAAAGUUGCCUCGUCGACAGCCAGGUGGUAAACAGACCCGGUUCGUCAGGUUCUGCGCAAGCUUUCUUCUCUCGAACAUCACAGAAUGUUAUUAAGCUCAGUCGCGGUGCGCUGCCUGCUACUUUUGCUGCCGAGCAACUUGUAAAACAGUUUCAAUCUGACACAGUUUCGGCCCAACAGGUUGCAUCUGCCUUUUCCCAAAUCAGCCUCAGAGAUACGAGUUUGUCUGGCAUAUGUCCCGCCAAUCCACCCUGCAAUAAUCCCCGUUCUCCCUUCCGAACGCUGGACGGUUCGUGUAAUAACAUCGCAAAUUCCAUUUGGGGAAGAUCAUCAACCCAGUAUAUACGUCUUACUGAAUCCGAUUACGACGACGGUGUGUCGGCACCAAGGAAGGCUAAAAACUGGCGUCAAGGCCGUGAACUUCCCAGCCCCCGAUUGGUGUCCAUUUCCGUAGUUCACGAUGAGAACUCUCCUAGCGAUUCGACUACUUUAUGGACCAUGCAAUUUGGUCAAUUUAUGGACCACGAUUUAAUAUCAACUCCGGCAACCCCCGACACCAUAACGUGUUGUACGAGCGAUGGUAAACCGUUGACAGCGGAUAAACUCGAUCCUGUAAAAUGCUUGCCCAUUUCGAUCCCGCAGGACGAUCCAUUUUACUCUCAGUUCGGACAAACUUGCAUGCAAUUCCUCCGCUCCGAUGGAGCUCCAAGAUUAGAUUGCAAAUUUGGUAGCAGGGAGCAGAUGAACGCUAAUACGCACUUUUUGGAUCUGUCGGUUGUCUACGGUUCGGACGAUAAAACGGCUGAAGAUUUACGGACCAAAGAGAACGGAAAAUUAAAGGUGAGCCCCUUGAGGAAUCACCACGAGAAAUUAUUGCUACCACCUGGAGAAAGUCCACUUGGAAGACCUUGCAGUCUAGCUAGAGAAAUUUCCGGUGUUGAAGAAUCCAGCGAAAUCAAAUGUUUCAACGCAGGUGACGGUCGAUCAAGCGUGACUCCUAGCAUGGCCGUUACGCAAACUGUUUUCCUACGUGAGCACAACAGACUUACAGAUGAGCUAGCCAAAUUGAACCCGUCAUGGAACGACGAGCGUCUCUACCAGGAGGCCAGGCGCAUUCUGAUCGCACAAGCGCAACACAUUGCCUACAACGAAUGGCUACCUAUCGUCAUCGGUAGAAAAAAGAUGCAAGAACUUGGCCUGUUACCUCUUCAAAGUGGGUUCAGUCAAAGUUACGACGCCAAUCUAAAUCCAGCCAUCACCAAUGAAUUCGUUGCCGCCGCUUUCCGUUUCGGCCACUCGCUCGUUCAAGGAAGAUACAGUUUAUUCAAUGAACAGAGGCAGAAGGUGGGGACUGAAAAAGUUUUACGCCAACACUUUUUCAGAACACAAGAGGUUUACACCCCGGGGAAUCUCGACAAGUUUCUCAUAUCUUUAGCUACAACACCAGUUCAAAAUGUAGACAACGGUUUCACCGUAGAGCUCACUAACCACUUGUUCGAAGAUCCCGCCCAGCGCUUCGGUGCCGAUUUAGUUGCUCUAAAUAUUCAACGCGGUCGUGAUCACGGUAUACCUAGCUACAAUGCUUAUCGUGAGAUGUGCGGUCUCAAAAAAGCAUCAAAUUUCGAUGAUCUCUGUGACACAAUACCCAGCGUGAUUAUCAAUCGCUUUAAAAUGCUAUACGACUCAGUCGAUGAUAUUGAUCUGUUUAUCGCUGGUACUUCCGAGCGAGUUGCCGAAGGUGCCUUGGUAGGCCCCACAUUCCAGUGUAUGAUUGGCCAACAGUUUUUGAGAAUCAAGCGGGGUGAUCGAUAUUUCUACGAUCUUUCGGGACAGGCCGGUUCAUUCACACAAGCUCAAUUGGACGAAAUUCGUAAAGUCAGUCUGGCACGUCUAGUCUGCGACAACAGCCGCGUCGAGAAAUUCCAGCCAUUGAUCUUCAAAUCUGUAUCUGCCACUAACCCGAUCGUUGACUGUAAAUCGUCUUCCAUUCCGAGCAUGAGUCUUCUUCCGUGGAAAUAACGAGAUGCGCAAUUCGGAUAACCACGGUGGUCCCGUCAAGUUCUGGGACAUAACACGAUGGAUUACUAACCGAAAACCAUCUCUUUCUUUGCUAGACAUAUGCAGUUGUCUUCAAUUCAAACAAAAAUAUGAUUUAUCACAUUAUAUUGAUUGAAGACAGAAAGCAACAUUGGCAAUAUAAAUGAUUCCUGAUA
This is a messenger RNA of Daphnia pulex (common water flea), 2720 nucleotides long. Its product is annotated as peroxidase-like. Gene Ontology annotation, molecular function: peroxidase activity; heme binding. Gene Ontology annotation, biological process: response to oxidative stress. The coding region runs from base 118 to 2526 and encodes 802 amino acids. NCBI's taxonomy places the organism in Eukaryota, Metazoa, Arthropoda, Branchiopoda, Diplostraca, Daphniidae. The transcript is spliced from 16 exons. The record is from RefSeq and is a predicted model, not a curated record.